Molecule: messenger RNA, 2112 nt
Organism: Plutella xylostella (diamondback moth)
Lineage: Eukaryota; Metazoa; Arthropoda; Insecta; Lepidoptera; Plutellidae
Source: RefSeq, a predicted model, not a curated record
AAUUGGAAGUGUCCCCACCACGGAAUGGGACUCGUUAGGGCGCGGGCGCAUGUUUUUCGAACAAAAAAAGAAAAUAAGGCUGGCGGGAAAGAGAGGCUCGGUGGAAGGCUUUUUAUAGUCGUUCCCUCGAUGCGCGCGCGCGAGCAAGUGUAGCGCUCCAGGACGAGGUGUCAUUUAGCUUCUAAAUUCAAAUUAGUUUUUUCUUUUCAAGUGCUCGUUCGGAAUCGUGUGAGGUUGUAUAUGUGUUUGUUAAUGGCCAGCACGCGCGUUUUACGGUUAUUUUUAUGGCGGUAUUUAUGACAUUUAGUGUCGGUUCUACGGAAGGGUUGUUUUUCGUAUUGAGACAUCAUUAACGAUAUUGUCUUCCAGUUGUGUGGUCGUGUUAAAAAUAUGACUCUACUUUAACCAGAUAUAAUUCAGUGUUGUGAUGAUUUUUUCUCGUUUGUGAUUAGCGAUCCCAUAUUAUUGCGAAAAUGUUUCUAAGGUUCGAGCCGACAAAGUCGACGAAGGGCGCCAGCAAGAUGCGCCGGGACCUCAUCAACGCGGAAAUCUCCAACCUGCGCGACCUGCUGCCGCUGCCGCCGUCCACCAGACAGAGGCUCUCACAGCUGCAGCUGAUGGCACUAGUGUGUGUGUAUGUGAGGAAGAUGAACUACUUCCAACAGUUGUUCAAAAGUCACGAUUUGACUUAUCAGUAUCAAGAACAAGCACCGGCUACACCAAAUAUCGGAUUUUCUAAGGCUAUGAACGGAUUUAUGAUGAUGAUGACGCAGAACGGAAAACUGUUGUAUAUUUCUGAAAAUGCUGCCGAAUACUUAGGACAUUCAAUGGAAGAUCUUCUAAUUCACGGAGACAGUGUAUACGACAUAAUAGAUAGACAAGACCACCAAACAGUUCAACAAGAGCUGAACAGAGGCGCCGACGGCGAAACCGAAAAUGUACCAAAGACUAGACACUUCUUCUGUAGAAUGAACGUCUCAAGAAAUGCUAGAAGACAAAUGCGAUUUGGAGACCAAAAGGUGGUGCUAGUGAGGGGCCACUUCGUGUCGUACCUGCCGCUGUGCUCGCGCAAUGAGCCGGUGUUCGUGUGCGCGUGCUGUCCGCUGGCGAUGCCGGAGACGCGCGAGUGCGUCGUGCUCGGCGCCACCAACGUCUUCACCACCGUGCACGCCAUGGACAUGAAGAUACUGCACAUCGACUCCAAUGGCGAGUGGUACCUCGGCUGGAAGCGGUCCGAGCUGACGGACGUGUCGUGGUACCAGCUGCUGCACUGCGACAGUCUGCGGGAGGCGCAGGCCAAACAUAGACUUAUAACCCAAUCAGAGCAGGACAAGUGCUGCAUCCUGUUGGCGCGGCUGCAGCGGCGCGGCGGCGGGUUCCUGUGGGCACACAUCGUGCUACAAGUGAAGGAGGCCACAGACACGCCACGGCAACUUAUUGUUGCUACUAAUCAGGUGUUGAGUGAAGAAGAAGCCACAAUAAUGAUGUCCAACUCUUGGCUGUACCAAUUCUACGGUUACCAGAACCAGCCGUGUGGCAUGCUGGACCCCCGCUGCCAGAAGUUCUUCAGAAGAGAACCAUGUUACCAAGACCCCUACCAGGAGUCGUAUCCCUACGUCGAGAGCGUCCCGGAGGAAUACCCUGGCUACAUGCAGGGGCCAAGCUAUACUGGGCAGAAGGUCGAUGAAGGAUACAUGAAUUGUGAAAAGGUGUACUCGGAUCGAGGACCAGUGGACUACUCUACGCAUUCGCCGCAGUCUACUAUUAGUGAAGAAAGAUCCCCGCACCACUACGAGCCGGCGCCGGAGCUGGUGGUCCACGGCAACAUGUUCCUGUACCCGCCACACGCCGCCAAGCGAGACUACUACGACUACCAGCGGUACAACUACGCGACUACCGAGUGCGCGACUACUAGUGUUGACGGUAUGGAAUACCCGAGUCCAAAGCGCUCCCGCCCAGCGCUGGAAGGUCCUGAAUCCAUGGACCGAUGGAACCCCAGCCCGCCCUGGUCAGAAUCCGCCCAACGGUACUACUACCACAUGGCACCCGCGCCGCCUGCUGAAAGAGCUAUGGUCACUUAAAUAUUGGUCUUACGAGUAUGAUCCAAAAACC